Molecule: messenger RNA, 906 nt
Organism: Prunus avium (sweet cherry)
Lineage: Eukaryota; Viridiplantae; Streptophyta; Magnoliopsida; Rosales; Rosaceae
Source: RefSeq, a predicted model, not a curated record
AUGAAGAAUACUAGGCGGAUUUUGGCUUCUUCCGCUCCCUCUAUAGCAAAGGUUUUGCGGAAUCAGUCACCGCCUUGGAGUACAAUGAACUUGGAUGGAAGCGCCCCAUCGUGGCGUAUGGAAUGUGGAAGACUACAUUUGAAGCCUAAUUUACUGCUUCUAAAGUGGAACGAGGGGUUCUUGGUUCUGGGCACACAGUUCGCUGGCGGUGUGUUUUUGGGAACAGCUCUCAUGCACUUUCUGAGUGAUUCAAACAAGACUUUCCAAAGCUUGACUGAGAAGGAGUACCCUUUUGCAUUUAUGCUGGCCAGUGUGGGGUUCUUGAUCACUAUGCUUGCGGAUUGUGUUGUUUCCUAUGUGUAUGCUAAGCAAGAGGGCAGUGACCUUGAAGGCCACGACAGUGGUCAUGGUCACCACCCUGCAACAGUUGGUUCAGUUGGGGACAGCAUUUUGUUGAUCGUAGCCUUAUGUUUCCAUUCUUUCUUUGAGGGCAUUGCAAUCGGAGUUGCCAAGACAAAAGCAGAAGCUUGGAAGGCUUUGUGGACAGUCAGUGUGCACAAGAUCAUUGCAGCCAUUGCCAUGGGCAUUGCUCUCCUCCGCAUGCUUCCAAACCGCCCCUUCUUAUCAUGCAUGGCGUAUGCUUUCAUGUUCGCCAUUUCGAGUCCAGUUGGUGUGGGAGUUGGGAUCACAAUAGAUUCCACAACCCAAGGUGCCACAGAAGAUUGGCUCUUCGCCAUUUCCAUAGGUUUGGCAUGUGGGGUGUUCAUAUAUGUAUCCAUAAACCAUCUGCUGUCAAAGGGUUACACAGCUCAGAAGGCAGUCUCUGUUGACAAGCCCCAUUACAAGUUUUUGGCUGUGAUGUUUGGCAUUGGAGUUAUCUCUGUUGCCAUGUUCUGGGACUCUUGA